Messenger RNA from Trichobilharzia szidati, 1017 nucleotides. Lineage: Eukaryota; Metazoa; Platyhelminthes; Trematoda; Strigeidida; Schistosomatidae. The record is from the annotation of a GenBank genome assembly.
AUUGCCUUUAGGUCACCGGCAUUUUGAUUCAAAAUGUCGUCAGACGCACAAAACUAUUCAGGGGAUGAGGGAGAAGAGUACAACAGUCCUUAUAGAAAAAAUCCUCCUCGGGUUAGGAAGAAAAGUCGGUAUUACGAUGACGACUACUAUGAGCCUCCAACUAAUUACAAGCCUCGUGUACUUCAUUCUCCGAGGCCUCAAGUACAAGCAGAGGAAGUACCACAAAAAGUCAGGAAACCCGUAAAAAUGGUACGUUGGUAGCAUUACAACUAUUUGCCUUAGCAUAAAUCUAUGAUUGGCCAUAUGCCAUGGCGAUCUCAGAUGCAUCACCCGGAAAGACGACUAGCGCAAACAAAUGCUGUUCGCUUACGUAAUGUCCUUAAGCUCCCAAAAGCCCACAAAUGGGUAUUCUAUGAAUGGUUUUACUCAAAUCUGGACAGACCUUUGUUACUAGGUGAGAACGAUUUCCGUAUCUGCCUCCGUGAAAGUUUCCCAAACGUUAAAACUCGACGAUUAUCCCGUGCACAUUGGUCAUUAUUACGCCGUUUGAUGGGGAAGCCGCGUCGUUGUUCUACUGCAUUUUUCGACGAAGAACGUCGUUCGCUAAACGAAAAACGAGAGAAAAUACGUACUCUGCAAACCACACGUUCCGUCCAGCUGGAGUUCUUAAGAGAUUUACCAGAUGAUAUGCAUGUCCCUAUGCCUUUAAUAAUUGGGACUAAAAUAACAGCCAGAGUUCGUUAUCCAACAGAUGGUUUAUACACUGGAAAAGUAGACGCUAUUGAUGCAUUACGACAUUGCUAUCGUGUAACUUUUGACAAACCUGCUCUUGGUACUCGAUCCAUACCUGAUUAUGAAGUGUUAAGUAUAUUACCACAAGAAACUAUCCCUCUAUCGGCGUAUAAAACUCAACAUAAAGCUAGUCGUAAUCUUUUUAUGAGUCCUGCUCGAUUAUUAGCACAAUCUGCUUUACAGGUGAGUUAUUGGUCUGUAACAUUAAAUUUCAUCAUUGCCUAA